Messenger RNA from Rattus rattus (black rat), 357 nucleotides. RefSeq names its product 60S acidic ribosomal protein P1-like. Gene Ontology annotation, biological process: cytoplasmic translation; translational elongation. Bases 16 to 357 code for a protein of 113 amino acids. Gene Ontology annotation, molecular function: protein kinase activator activity; ribonucleoprotein complex binding; structural constituent of ribosome. The transcript has a single exon. The record is from RefSeq and is a predicted model, not a curated record. Gene Ontology annotation, cellular component: ribosome; cytosolic large ribosomal subunit. Lineage: Eukaryota; Metazoa; Chordata; Mammalia; Rodentia; Muridae.
CGGGCAGUCCACAACAUGGCUUCUGUCUCCGAGCUCACCUGCAUCUACUCCGACCUUAUCCUGCACGAUGAGGUGACGGUCAUGGAGGAUAAGAUCAAUGCCCUGAUUAAAGCAGCUGGUGUCAAUGUUGAACUUUUCUGGCCUGACUUGUUUGCAAAGGCUCUGGCCAAUGUCAACAUUGGGAGCCUCAUCUGCAAUGUAGGGGCUGGUGGGCCAGCUCCAGCAGCUGGAGCUGCGCCUGCUGGUGGUCCUGCUCCAUCCACCGCUGCUGCCCCAGCUGAGGAGAAGAAAGUAGAAGCAAAGAAGGAAGAAUCUGAGGAGUCCGAGGAUGACACGGGCUUUGGUCUUUUUGACUAA